GCCAUGUCGCACCGCGACUUCGCCCGGCCGGGCACGAACAUCAACACGGUCGAAGGGAACAAGGCCGGCGGCCGCGCGGCCCGGCUCACGCGGGAGCGGGAGGCGGACCAGAAGGCCUUCGAGGACAAGAAAUCAAAAAUUGAGGCCGACGCGACCAAGGGCCUGGGCCGCAUCGACGACAAGUUCGACAAAACGAUCCUGAAUACGGUGCUCUCCGGCGGCGGGCUCCAGACCGCGGCCCAGUACAAGGCGGCGCAGAGCCAGCCGGUGGCGCCCGCCGCGGCGCCGCCCCCGAAAAAGGCCCCGGCCCGCGCGCCCGACGCCCGCGCCGCCAAGCGCGCGAAGACGCGGCAGCUCGCGCAGCUCUCGUUCGGCGACGCGUUCGAGGACGAGGAGGAGGAAGCGGCGCCGCCGCCCAAGCGGCCGACGUCGCUGAAAUGCCCCGACGUGGACACCGCGUUCCUGCCCGACGCCGCACGCGACGCCGCCAAGGCUCAAAGGAGGGCGCAGGCCGCGGCGGAGUGGCUCGCGGCGCAGGAGGAGGCCAAAAAGGCGCCGCUCCAGAUCGCCUACUCGUACUGGGACGGGUCGGGCCACCGGCGGAAGCUGACGAUCGAGCGUGGGGCUACGAUCCAUACAUUCCUCGAAAAAGCGCGCGAACAGCUCUCGGGGGAGUUCCCGGACCUGCGGCGCGCCGCCGUCGAGAACCUCAUGUACGUCAAGGAGGACCUGAUCGUGCCGAGCCACUAUUCGUUCCACGACCUCAUCGUCGCGAAGGCCCGAGGCAAGUCCGGGCCGAUGUUCGAUUUUUCCGCGCGCGAGGACGUGCGACUCGUCGGCGACGUGAGGACCGAGUCGGACGCGGUGCACCCGGGGAAGGUCUGCCUGCGCGCGUGGUACGAGCGCAACAAGCACAUCUUCCCGGCCUCGCGCUGGGACAACUACGAGCCGGGCGUCGACCACGGCGAGCGCUACACGGUGAAGGGGUAAAUAUGUAUUCUUGU
Pelagomonas calceolata is the source of this 1004-nucleotide messenger RNA. The record is from the annotation of a GenBank genome assembly. NCBI's taxonomy places the organism in Eukaryota, Pelagophyceae, Pelagomonadales, Pelagomonadaceae.